UGGUGGUUGGUGAUUGGUGGUGGUUGGUGAUUGGUGGUGGUUGGUGAUUAGUGGUGGUGGUUGUUGUUGUUGGGUGAUUGGUUGUGGUGGUGGUGGUGGUGGGUGGUUGUUGUUGGCGGUAGAGCCCAAGCAGAGACAUCCCCGUUAUUCAAAUCCCGAGCACCCAUUUCUUAAAACAAACCAAACACAAAAUCGGUUAACAUUUUUCCCGCCAAAAUUUUAUUUUACGUAAUUUUUAAAAUCUGAUAUCAUCUUUGAGGUAAAACUACCCUUUGCGAUUUUUAAAGAGGUAAAAAAAAAUAUUUACGGUUUAUUACGACCCCCUCCUACACGCAACAGAAUAAUAAACCUUCACCCAGUCACACCCCCACCACCACCACCUCAUCAUCAUCAUCAUCGUCGUCGUUACCACACCCACCCCCUCGUUACCAAGUCAGCCAACCAUGCCGUCCCUGAGUGAAAACAUGCUGUUCGGAAUGGGAAAUCCACUGCUUGACAUCUCUGCAAUCGUGGAUAAAGACUUCCUGGACAAGUACGGACUCAAAGCAAACGAUCAGAUCCUCGCUGAUGAGAAACACAAAGAGAUAUUUGAGGACAUGGUAAAGCGGUUCUCUGUGGAAUACCUGGCAGGAGGGUCGACCCAGAAUUCCAUGCGGGUAGCGCAGUGGAUGAUUGGCCACCCGUGCAAGGCCGCCACCUUCUUCGGCUGCGUGGGCGAGGACGCGUUUGGGGCGACGCUCAGACGCAAGGCGGAGGAGGCCGGAGUGGACGCACGCUACCAGGUCACUAGCAGCGCAGCUACGGGGUCCUGCGCUGUGUGUGUCACGGGGGACAACCGCGAGCAGCCUCAAGGUAGCAGCAACUCGGUCAACAUGAAUAUGACUGUGCGCGGGAAGAGGUCUCUGGUGGCUAAUCUUGCUGCUGCCAAUGGCUACGUCAAGGAGCAGCACCUCGACCUGCCUGAGAACUGGGCCCUGGUGCAGAAGGCGCGAGUCUACUACAUUGCUGGCUUCUUCAUGACCGUGUCUCCGGACUCGAUGAUGGCGGUGGCCACGUUGGCCGCCAAGCAGAACAAACCCUUCUGCCUCAACCUCUCUGCACCUUUCCUGGCUCAGCACUACGGGGCCGAGCUCUCUCGACUGCUGCCCUACGUGGACGUGCUCUUUGGAAAUGAAACCGUGAGGCGGAGGGGGAGGGACUCGGCUCCACGCACUGCACUACUACUGCUGUACACUACUGCUGUACACUACUGCUGUACACUACUGCUGUACACUACUGCUGUACAAUAGUGCUGUGCACUACUGCUGCACACUACUGCUG
Molecule: messenger RNA, 1320 nt
Organism: Petromyzon marinus (sea lamprey)
Lineage: Eukaryota; Metazoa; Chordata; Hyperoartia; Petromyzontiformes; Petromyzontidae
Source: RefSeq, a predicted model, not a curated record